GACAAAGCUUUCAGUUAUUGAAAUUGGUGACUGAGACUCCGUCAAUAAAUGGUUUGAUGCAAAUUUAUUCAUCACAAUGAUUACGUUGUGUUAACAGGAUUAGUUUUAAAUUUCGGAUUUUAUCCCGAUGAGAAUUCGCCACUUUUAAGCGUACGGUGUGUUAUAUUCCGAAAAGUGCCGCAGUUUACCAAAAGAGUGACAUUUGUGUUCUAUCAAUUCUAGAUACUUGAAAGAGUGUAAAUCGUAGGAAAUGACUAUCAAUUAUAUUAAUUCUUGUGCAAUUUAUCGUUAACAUGUUUCCCAUAUAAUUAAUAGAUAGCUGCAAAUAUUGUAGUUUUAUUAUUAUCGCAGUGUGUACUUUUUCCGACUCUCUUUUGGUGUCCAUUCAUAAAUUUUAUGUUCACCGUUCUAUAAUUAAAUAUAAAGAGUGUUGAAGCAAACUUGAUUUCUCUAGAAGUAUGGUAUUUUCCCGUCAAUGAGGUUCAGGCUUUAUUAUUGUGCCGUAUGAUAAGAUUAUUUGAUAUUCUUGGGGGUUGUCUUCACGAUAAAAUCGAUAUAUUUUAGAUUUGUCUACUGAUGUAGAUGUUCCGGUAUUUCGGUUGGGAGUGACUGUCUCUGGUGAUAUUUUUAUUUAUAAAGUGUUCUACAGUUUAUUUAUGACCUUAAUAGAGACUCGAUUUUUAAAAAAGAAACGUUCUUUGUACCCAAAAUUGAUGCGUACAUAUAUAUGUUCGAUAUAUAGUUAGAGUAAAUCGAGUUUAAAGAUCCGAAACUUCGCAAACUCUGAGGCAAAAUUUCUUUAAAAUGGAACGCGUUUGGCGCAAAGUUAACCAAGGUUUAUCAAGUAAAUCCAAGGCGACUGCAGGACUAACCCAAUCUACUGACACAGUCAGUUCUGCCGGCUUCGGAGAAAUGCAAAACGUUGCUGCUGUGGUUGGAGGAGGCUCUACUGUGAUGAUGGGUACUAGUACCCCGACUGGAAGGCGAUUGGCUGCUAGUGGUCAGAAAUCGAUUCAAGUUCAAACAAUUUCCUUUAGUCAACAUGUUACAACAACGGCAUCGUCAGAGCGCCGCAGAAAAAGACGACGAAAAAGCCGUCCUCGUCGAAGCCGAGAGAGAAACGGUAAUCAAUCCCAAAACAGCGCAUCACGAACAACAUCACAGUUGAUAGAACCUGAACAUGCCGGGAAAAUGUCUAUAGGAAGGACAGGUGAAAGCUUCAUGCCCCCUUUACCGCCAUUGCCGACUGCAACAGCCGGGGCAUCUGGAGUGUCUAGCGAUCCAUCGCUAAGACAACGCGCGGUAGCUAAACUGCGCUUAUUCAAUUUUCAUUUGAAUUGGGAUCUACACAUGACCCAAUGUAAGCCAUGUGGACCACGGUCAAGUGGGAACAUUCUCACAAGGCGGUUGUGUCGCAAUCGGCGACGAGAUGACAACGAACUCUAUCGUUCAAACAGUUUCAAAUUUGAGAGGUUUGACCGAAGAGAUGGUAACGAUAGCGUAGAGACUCUGAAAAAGCAAAUAUCCGUCUGUGAUGACUACAGCCUGCCUAUCGAUUUCGUGAAGAAACGACCGUCCAGCUUUGAUCCAUGUUUGGCAGACAAUCUUCCUGAUAACUGGGCUGCUCCAAGUCCUCUUUCGGAUCAUGUGUCAUUUUUAGAUCCGCCAACUAUUAUAACACAUCCUCCCCAGCCUAUUAAAAUUAUUGAAGGAUAUUCAGACCCCAAAGAUUCACGAAAACUAUUCAGACACGUUCAUCGGAAAAGUAGACAGGAUAAGCGAAGCAACUAUAGUUCAGAUUCAUCUAUACCCAAAUCGUCGGCAGAGGAUGACAAUUUAUCUAUGAAAAUUCCUGAACUUAACUCACCAGAUAGCAUUUCAGAGGAUUUGGUACGACCGCUACAUCCACAUAAAAGCCCAAAAAGAGUGCCAGUAUCAGAUAUAUCUAAACGUAAUCCAUCGCCGUAUUAUUACUCGGAUCUUUUAAAGGCCAAAGAAGAGAACAAAAUAGAUAGCUUUGGUCCGAGGCAGUCAACCGCUUCUGAACCUCCACAAUCAACAUCAAGUAACUUGAAUCUUGGAGCAUAUAAGAAAAGUAUUAGUUUGGAUGUGCCGGAAAUAGAGCGUGAAGUUCCAACACCUAAAAGAUACUCAAUUACGGAAGAUGGUGUGCGCAUAAUUCGAUGUAAUUCGCCAUCAACUACAACUUCAGAAGACUCUGACUGCAGCGAAUGUCAAAAACGACGUGAAUGGCAUGCAAAAGCGCUGGCAUUAGUUAGGGAAACGUGCCCUAUCUCAGUAGAAAAAUCGGAACAGAAUCAAAGUGCAACAUCUACAGUUGAUAAUAGUAUAAAUUCGCAAAUAGAUCCUUCGAUGCCACCUCAUAGACUUUUAGGGCCAGCUGUUUGUGCAUGUACUGCACCAGCCAUCGGAGAUGAUGUCGAUGAAUUUUUCAGACCACGUAGUAUAUUCUAUGUACAUCAGAAAGGAGUGCAUGAAUGUGCUGACUGUGCAGUGAAUAUAGGGAGUGGCAAGUCCACAAAUACAGAUCUUCCGGAAGACGAAAUGUCGGGUGGGAGAAUACGCCAAAUAUACGAGACUGCAUUCGAUUGUAAAAUUGCACGUUCAGAUGAUGAUCUUGACGAUGUCGAUCGUUUGACAAAUCAUUCUGUUAUGCUACAAGCAGAUAAUGGGAAUGGGGCUGAAAAAUCAAGCAAUCUUGAUAGAUCAAAAUCAAAUAAGACACGAUUAGAAAUGAAACGUAUGAAAACUAGUAAAAGUCAAGUGGCGCAGGAAAAUAUCAGCACUUUAACAAGCCUAUCGCAGAAUUUAGAAAGAGUUCAAAUCGACGACAGUAUUGACAACAUGAAUAAUGCUAAUGCACCCACAUCUUCACAAACUCCGGUUCAUAUGUACACACCAUCUCCACCAUCCACCGCUCCUUUACCAGUUAAAUUUCCCGGGAAACAUGAUAGAGAUCGGUUCUUCAUGAAUAGUAUAAGAAGUGCGCCAAAUCUUCCUGCAUCAAAUCCCUCCCAUUUGCGAUUUAAAGACUUACGUCUUCCAAUUGAGCCAAUUCGACAUAAACAUGACACACCAAUAGGAAGUGAUGGCAGCAUCAUAGGUGCAUCGCAUGAUCCGCCAACCCGAAGUAGUCAUAAUCGUCCGCGUUCAGUAGUUCUGGAAUCGGGACGGGUGCUAGAACUCAGGAAGUCUCAUCAUAGUCGCCACCGACGUGGCAGGAACUACUCUUCGACGGAGAGUAUGGCUACUUCGAGUAGCGGGGGAAGUAUGGAAUCAAUUAAAUCGAGCACAAGUGAAGGCAAUCGCAGUACAACGAGUUCAGAGUCGAGGCAAUCAACAUCACUCAGUUCCCAUAGUUCAGAUUCGGGUCAUAAUGUCUCCUUGCCGCUUCGUGCACCGGUUGUGCUUCAUUCGAAGCUUCAUAUUUUGAGUCCAAUAUCAGAUAAAUCGUCACAGGAACCGGCUUCCGAAACAUCUGAAGUAAAUCAAAGCAGGCAUAAUAGUUCACAGAAACCCCUUCCUUCCAAUGAUGAUAUAAAUUCCGGAGAUCCAAGCCGUCCAGAUGAAGAUAAACCAACAAUUGAUAAUAAUUUUAAGCAGCAAAAACGAAAAACUUUUCCAAAUAAAACUCUAAUGCACUUGACGGAGGAGAUAAUUGGUUCAGACAGUGGAAUAUCAUUACACUCCCGAGAAGAUGGCAAGUCUACCCAAAGUGCUUUACAUAAAUUUACAACGCCAAUAUUGAACAUUCCUGUGGAGAAAAUGGUUAUGAAUUCACAGACUAGCAGCGGAUUACCUCAAGACUUGCACGAUCUUCCUUUCGACAUGCCAAAGCUACGUCGUCGGAAAUUUUUUUUGCAGCAGGAUAAUUGCACGUCGGGCAGUGCGACGUCUGUUGAUUUAGGAGACCUUCCAUUUGAUAUGCCAAAGCUUAGAAGAAGAUUACGAAUGAAUCAACCACAAGUGACAAAUUUGAUUGCCCACAGUACAGAAUCAAGUGGAAUUUCUCAAGCAUCUUCAAGCCACUCUGUGCGGGAUGAUCAGAAACAUCUUGGCUUAGAUACAGUGAUCUUCCGCCAAAAUUUGACGUUAAAUUUGAACGAAACUAAACCGGUAAAUAAAUUUGGAAGCUUGGAUCUCAAAGGUGCUGGAACAAGAGGGUUGAACCUUAAUAUAGGAAGUUCUGUAUUUUCUGCGGUUGUUGAUUUGAUUGAUGUCACAGUUCCAUUAGAGAGACAAGGCUGGUAUCAUGGAGCAAUUACUCGUGUUGAAGCUGAAAAUACUCUCAGGCCAUUGGGCGAAGGUAGCUUUUUGGUUAGGAACUGUGAGUCAACGAAGCAGGAUUAUUCAUUGUCCUUGAAGAGCGCGAAAGGUUUCAUGCAUAUGCGGAUACAGCGCAAUGAAACUGGAUUAUAUAUAUUGGGUCAAUUCAGUAGACCCUUUGAAUCGAUACCUGAAAUGAUUCGACAUUUCUGCUUGAAUAGGCUUCCAGUGCGAGGUGCAGAACAUAUGUGUCUCUUAGAUCCUGUUAUAGCCCAGCUACUUUAGAAAUUUGAAACCUUACGUUGCAAGAUAAAGUAUAGCAGUAUUCACAAACUAAUAGAUACAACCAUUAGGAACUCGAACCUUUAUCGGAUUACAUGAUGCGAAAGUGUGGAAAACUUCUCCUUACUGAAUUUCAUCUUUAGGUUGUCAUUUAUUUCUUACAUAUACUAGGUUAGUGAAGGGAGUUCUAUAGUAUAUAGCUGUGAUGUUCCGAUAUAUCAUAUUCUUUUAAAGCAAACUUAAUACACAGGAAAAUGAUAAACAAUGUUUAAAGUAAGUUAAUAGCUAACGAUCAUUAAAAUUCUUCCACUCGUAGACUCUGAUCAUUGCAUUAUUUGUUAACCAUAAUGUAUUCUUCUCCCUUUUAUAAAGUUUGGAUUGGUUUAUAUCUCUAAUGAACAUUUUCAUUUAAGUAAAAUGUAUUCUUAUCACCAACAGUAAUUUAGAUGCCGCCUGAAAUAUUUUGAAAUAUUUUCUGCUAAACGGUUUUGUUUAGGCAAAAUUUCUUUUAAGUUUUAAAGCCAAAAGUCUAUAUUAGUAUCAUUUCUUGAGUGAAAACUGUAAAUGGAGAAUCAGGACCGGAAGGCAUUAAUGAAAUGUAUGAUUUCCGGAAUUUCAUCUAUCCCAGAUUUUAUACAAACUCUGCAAAAACUGUAAUAAUAGACAAUACUUCCAUUAAAAUACGUUAUUAUAAUAGCCAUAACUACCAAUAAAUGCGAAACGCUUUCAAAGCACUCUAAGAGGAUUCUGUUUUAUAGUUUUCAGUAGUCGACUAGGACGUAGUAUAAGACUCAAAAAAUGUUAAAUUAUUACGAUAGUGGUAAAAGCUGUAUUAUCCGAAAGAAACCAUGUGAGAAUUUAGAAUGUUAGAGGCCACAAGUGAUAAUUUUUCUAUGUAGGGUAAUCACAAACGAUUUUUAGUGCAAUAAUCAAUAUAUCUUUACAUGUGAAAUUAAUCUGUUAAUUUUACUCACAUUAUUAAGUAAAGAUAACUUCAAACUGUAACAUUUAAGGACGAUUCACUUAAUAAUAUAGAUUGGCCCUAUGGCAAGUAUACCAACCAAUACGAUUUUUAAGAAACAAGACCGAGUUACUCCAGAUCAACUUUUUUUCCUGUCGAUAAUAUGUGCAAGCGACAACUUCAAUGCUGAGAAGUAAACUUUAAGUUUGUUGCAAGUAGCGGUAUCUAUGCGCACAAUAUUAUAUUACACGUUCUUAAUUAGCAAGUAUGCAGGUAAUAUUCAAUUCAGAAUAAUCCAAAUUACGAAUUAUCAACAUUUUAUUCUAUAUAUACUUUUGCUCCAUUGACAUUCUGUUCAUGAAUUUGAUCAACAUGUGUUGUUCUUCAGCAGCGAGUAAUAAUUGUAUGAAUAAAUUGUUACAAAACCACAUGAUAGCGUAGGUUUCAUGUAAAUAAGAACAUUUUUAUUUUGGAUACACUAGAAUACCAGGUGAUGUAGCAACAAGGAAUCCAAAUCGUGUUUAAGGCCAUACAUCUAGUUACAAAUACUUUGUCACAUAUAAUAUGUGAAAAUAUCCAAGAAAAUAAUUCCUACUUGUUAGUAUACCAAAUAUAGGAAAAUACAAACCAUCGCAUAAAGUGUAAAAUAACAGAAAGUAAUAAAGCAGUAUACAAGGCAA
Messenger RNA from Hermetia illucens (black soldier fly), 6210 nucleotides. RefSeq lists its product as uncharacterized. The record is from RefSeq and is a predicted model, not a curated record. The transcript is spliced from 11 exons. Bases 805 to 4572 code for a protein of 1255 amino acids. Lineage: Eukaryota; Metazoa; Arthropoda; Insecta; Diptera; Stratiomyidae. Gene Ontology annotation, molecular function: phosphotyrosine residue binding.